This is a messenger RNA of Tetrahymena thermophila SB210, 2814 nucleotides long. Its product is annotated as PH domain protein. The transcript has 8 exons. The record is from RefSeq and is a predicted model, not a curated record. NCBI's taxonomy places the organism in Eukaryota, Ciliophora, Oligohymenophorea, Hymenostomatida, Tetrahymenidae.
AUGAAUCUAAGUGCUACAAAACAAUCAUCUGCAGAUGCUAAUAGAUAAAAUGCAAUGAUAGGUGACCAAGAUAUAUCUGUAUUUUGUAUAGAUGAGAGCACAAUAGAGCAAUCGCUCAGGUGCUCUCUCUAAGUUUCAUAGUGCAAUUUCAAAUAAUAAGGCUCAAUAAAGUAGAAUAUGAAUAAGUUACUCUUCCAAAGCAAGUAAUUUCAUCGCGCUGAUAAUGCUAGAACUGACUUUAAGAUUAGCUAGACGUCUAGUAAUAAUGUUAAUAACUUGAAAAAGAAUGGGAUUUAUUAAACUUCUAUGGAUUACAAAAAUAAAUUUACCAUUUUUGAGAAUAAAGGCGAAAUCAAUCAUUUGGAUCAUUCUAUUGUCAUACAAAAAAACAAAGAUUUAUUAGAAGAAGAAGAAAAUCUAAUAAAAUUAGUAAGUGAGCACCUCAUUCAAUCUAUUCAAUAUUUGCAAAAGAGAUAAAACUAAUAGCAAUCAGCAUUCCUCGAAACUGAAGGAGAAGAUGUUCCUGAUGAAAACAUAGCUAUUCAUACUAUUAAAAGUGAUAUAAUUGGACCAAAUCUUUUAAGUCAGAAGAAUGAAACAACUGACAUGGAAAAAGUUAAAUACUUGGAAUAAAAUUUUACACAACUUGUAUGGCUGUAACAGUGUAGGAAAGAGAAUGAAAGGAAAAAGUAAAAUAGCUAAUAAAAAGACUCUUUAGAUGAUUCUGACUCUGAUACAGAUUUAGAAACUCCAUAAAUCUUCUAGAAAGUAAUUUAUAAGAAGGGUUCGAGCUCAGAAACCCCCAUUUUAGCAAGGAAUCUGGGAAAGAGAAAAUAAUCUAAUCUUGAAGAAUCAAAAACUACUUCUUAAAUGAUAAAUAGCUUCAGUGAUGAUUACAGCUCAGAUAGCCUAGAAGAAAACGAAAACUCCUAAGAGAUGAACAUACAAAAAUAGCAAUCAGAAGGAAGUAAUUAAAUGUAAAAAAACAGAAAAUUAAAAUAAAAUUAAGAGGACCAAUUGUAUAAGGAUAUUGAAACUAUGAAGUAACAUAUGCAUGCAAACGGUCUUAUUAACUCGAUUGAACUCCAAAAGGACCAAGUCUUAUAAUCCCAGCGCUUAACAGAAUCAUAACAAUUCAACCGCAGUCAGAAAAAAUUCUUGACAACCUCAAAUGUUUAAAUAAACGCCAAUUAACAAGAUUAAGAGAGUAGUUACUCAUAAAAUAUAUCUAGGAGUAUCAAAAAAUAAUACACUGCAGUUAAGCCAACUUCAGCAUAGAGUAAAUUAGGUAUCCAUUCAGAAAAUAACCAGUAAAUCAAAUAAAGCUAAGAAUUAUCUCCUCCUUUUGAUUUACUGUAACCUGUAGAAAGAAAUUCUUUUUUAAUACCUCCUCAGAUGAUCGAUAAUAAUAUUCUAAGUGGUUCCACGAUGGAUGAAACUUAUGACUUGUAAUAAAAUAUUCAAUAAAUGAAGUAAUUAAAUCCUUUUGAAGACAAAUAAAUGAACCAAAAAUUUAACAAUCUAAUGUAAAACAGCAUUAUGAUUAAUUAAAAGAAAAAAAGUAUUCUUUCAACUCAAUCUCAUAACCAAAAUCAUUUCAGCGGUAAAAAGAAUGACCAACACUGUUAUGGGGUACGGUUUGAUUAGAAUGUAGAAUUUUUUGAUAGUAAUUUAGAUCUUCUUAAAAAGCACCAUGACUAAUCAAUGAAUUAAUCUCUUAUUCCUGAGAGUAAAGGUGGCCCUUCGCUACCUCAUCCUUCAGGUAUGAGAUCAUAGUCUUAAAAUAACAAAGUUCAAUAAAAUUCUCAUAAUAUGUAAUUAACUCCUUCAAUCAUCGAACAAAGAUCUUCUGAAAUAAAAAAUCAACAUAUAAUUCAAGAAGGCUGGCUUCUCAAAAAGAGCACAAAUAAAAUGCUUAACACUUAUCAAAAAAGAUAUUUCAUCUUAACUAGUGAAAAACUAUUCUACUCUAAAGAUCCCACAUUCAAAAAGAUUAAAGGAUGCAUCAAUAUCAAAUAUCUCACUUGCUUUGUCUCUCUAAAUAAGACAAACCCCAAAAAACUUCAUUUGAAGAUUACUGAAAUGAAAAAAUUGCUUAAAUUAAAAGAAAUAGUUCCUGGAGACAUCUCUAAGUGGUAGAAAAACCUCUAACAAGUUAUAUCUUACUAUUACAAUUAAGAAAAAGUUAUGAUGGCUUAAGACCUUUAAACUAAAAACAAUUACAAAAGAGAUGUGAUUACAGAAUCGGAUUUAGAAACAAUAGCUGAAACUGGCGACAUUAUCAUAUUCCAUGAUUCAGAAAAAUCUAAAAAUUUAUCAAUUUGUAAUCAACUUGAAAUGGGAAUGCUUAUAAAAUUCAACAAUAACGAUCUCAGAGUUUUUUAUGUUGAUAAAAAUAACUCAAUUAACUUAUGCCAUUGGGAAAGAUUUAUCUUAGAAAAUGAUAUUUACAAUUCCUUGAUUUUUAGAAAACUCUAAAUGAGUGAAAGAAACCAAAUCCUUCCUUACAUCUAUGAGUCAGUUAGAUAACAUUUAAAUGACAACUACAAGAAAAAACUCAAAGACACGCUAAGUGAUAGCUAAGAAGAUUCUAAGCUAUUGCCAUCAAUUCAAAGAAAUAGCUAGCUUAUAGCCUCCAUUUACUAAAAAGCAAAUUUAAUUAAACAUCAAAAGAAUAUCAAUAAAUAUACAACAGAUUCAUUCUGCUAAAAGAAAAGACUUAAACUACUCAACGAUGCAAAGCUUAGCAACGAAAUUACAGUCGUGCUAAAAAGACAUAUCUUUUUUGCUAGCGACAACUCUGAUUUAGAAUGA